Messenger RNA from Mytilinidion resinicola, 2060 nucleotides. RefSeq lists its product as uncharacterized. Gene Ontology annotation, cellular component: spliceosomal complex; nucleus. Bases 211 to 1731 code for a protein of 506 amino acids. Gene Ontology annotation, molecular function: RNA binding; zinc ion binding. NCBI's taxonomy places the organism in Eukaryota, Fungi, Ascomycota, Dothideomycetes, Mytilinidiales, Mytilinidiaceae. The transcript is spliced from 2 exons. Gene Ontology annotation, biological process: mRNA splicing, via spliceosome. The record is from RefSeq and is a predicted model, not a curated record.
CUCCCACUAACCGCUGUCACUUGGUCUGGGUCUCUGCCCAGUAGCUCACCUAAUUGCAUUCACUGCUUCUCGUCAAAUUUCAGCCGCUAGGAAUUAGUGCUUCACCGUUGCGACAGGACGCAGGGCCCAGCCCUUCGCGUCUGUGAAUUCGAUUGAACUCCUAGACUCACUUCAGUUUCUGUAAAGCGAAAUCGAAUCAACAUCGCAAUCAUGAGUGCGCUAGAGGAUGAGAGGCUCCUUUGGGAGGAUAUGGAGAGACUGGAGCAAGCUAUUGCCGACCGCGUUCUUGAGGACCCAAAGCAUAUACGGGACCGUCUGAGUCGCGACCAUCAAAUCGCGCAGUUUCUCGACCACUUCCGAAACCAGGCCAGGCGUGCACAAAUCCUCCGCAAAGACAAGGACAAGAAACUAGCAAGCGACAUUCAGAAGUACAGGACCGGUGACCCAUUCCAGGCUUUCAACGAGGAGCUUGCGGAGAUCAAGAGCUUCCAUCGGCGUUACCCCAAUGAACCGGUCGAAAAUCUGGAGCGCGCAUACAAGAGGGGUCCAGAAGAAGCAGCCGCAGCGGUCGCAGAGCUUGAAUCUAGAUUCACGGGAGAGGAGGGAUGUGGCCGAUUCUUCGAUCUGGUGGCGCUGCAUGAGCAAUAUGUCAACCUCCAGGGCGUGAAGGAUACACGCCGUAUUCCUUAUGUGCAGUACCUUGACAUUUUCGACAUAUUCACACUUCCACAGUGCACCUUGCGGUACAACGACAAGAUGACAGAAGAUUACUUCAAAUACAUCACGUCACUUGCGAGUUACCUGGAGAGCUUCAUGGAGCGAACAAAACCGCUUGAGGAUCUAAAGAAGCUCUUCGAGUCUUUCGACAAGGAGUUUGAUGACGCGUGGGAGAAGGAUGAGGUACCAGGGUGGUCGAAGAACGGUCAGGCUGGACCAGCGGCCCCUCAAGAUGAUGCUGUCAAGGACAGUUUGUUCUGCGCGGACUGUGAGAAGAGCUUCAAGAAUGAAAAUGUCUACAAAGCACAUCUGACGGGCAAAAAACACAUCAAAGCCGUCGAACUGCGCAAAGCCCGCGGAAGCGGCAAGGAAGCUACCAACGACAACUCCGCCUCAUCAGUAAUGCCUCUCCAUCGCCUCAAGGAGCGCGCGAUUGCGGAGCGCGAGUUUCGGAUCCAUAAACUAGCAGCUGCCAUGUCGACUGAGCGUAGUGAUACUCGAGUCAACGUCGAGCGUAGGCAAGGCAUGACAGAUAAGGAACGCCAACUUGAGAUCGAUUCGAUGUAUGCAGAAAACGAGGACAACGCAGGUGGCCCUGGUGGCGAGGACGGAGGCGACUCAGACGAAGAAGGCAAAAUCUACAACCCGCUCAAGCUUCCGCUGGCGUGGGACGGCAAGCCAAUUCCGUUCUGGCUCUACAAGCUGCAUGGUCUCGGUGUCGAGUUUCCCUGCGAGAUCUGCGGUAACUUCGUGUACAUGGGCCGACGGGCGUUUGACAAGCACUUCAAUGAGGCCCGCCAUAUCUAUGGAUUGAAGUCGCUAGGUAUCACAACUACCACACUCUUUAGGGAGAUUACGAAAAUUCAGGAGGCCAUGAACUUGUGGCAGAAGAUCAACAACGACAAGAAGAAGCAGGAACAGGCGAUUGAUGGUGUUGUCCAGAUGGAGGAUUCGCAGGGCAAUGUCAUGCCGGAGAGGAUUUACAAUGAUCUGUUGAAGAAUGGUAUGCUUUGAGAGAGCUGGAGGAGCAGGGAAGAUCAACACCCCUCGACCAUACGGUAUGUUACGUGCAUCUGCGGCUACACGUUCAUGGUAGCUUUGAGUGCGACGGGGGAGAAUCACUGCAGCUGCAUGAUUACGGUAGCUUCUAGUGCAAAAAUGGGAACAAUCACGGGCGAAGCGAUGUUUCCUCGGGCCCUGGAUAUAGGGCGAUUGGAGAAGCCACCCAAGUUUGAGAAAGCAUUCGGAAUGUGAGAUAGACCCGACUUCUUGGCUGGCGGCGUGUUUGUAAGAUAACUCAUAGUUGAGAAACAGAAUGGAACUUUACAAAAUAAACGAAACCC